UGGGCUAUAAAUAACUCAUCAGCAUUAUGUGAGAAUAUUCUGUAAUCAAAAGAUAACUCAGAUGAGUUUUAUUUCCAGAAUAAUCAGGACAUUGAUUCACAAUGUCUGAAGUUAUACUGAAUUGUAAAAAUAAGUUCGUGUUUUAUAGAAUGUUUAAACAUAUCUGCAAUCCAAUUUACUGACAACCUUUUCAAUGCACAUAUUCAGGAAAUUAUUUCUGAAAUGUUCACCAUGUAUAACCCAGAGCCAGAUUCUGUUCCUUCCUUUGAGUACUCUAAGAUAUAUAUAAAAAGUAUAUAUCUCAUAUAAAAUAUAUUUCUAUCCAUUUGCCCACAAUAAAAACACACAUACAUGUAGCUCUAAGCAAUCAUUCAUUUCAAUCGGACCAAUUGCCAUGUAUGGUGUUCUCAACAUGAGUAAUGGUGCCAGAAUCUACCCCAGGGAGAAGACUAAUAUGUACUGCCAGAUAAAUAAUGGUUUGUGAUAUUAUUGCCAGACAAUAUUUAUGUCACCGUCUAAAUCUUUCACCAGAAUCACUUCUUUGUGUGUCUGUUGUCCAUCCUGGUUGAGUAACAGUGAUGUAUCUUCAUUGAAAGGCCCCUUCCUUUCUGUCCCUCGUUCCUUUACUUUCCCUUCAUUUCCUUUAUUUUUGGUUGACAAUGUAGGAUUAGGUAAUUCAUCUUUCCUUACGUGUCUGCUUUUUUCCUCCACUUUUAGAACAUUCUAUGAUAUAAUUCUUACCAUGUAUCAUUUAUAGCCCAUGCAGCUGUAUAAAGCUAACUAAUGAAAUAUGUUAUUAUUUUAUUGGUCACUAGUAUAACAGUGGAAAAGGCAGGUGACAUACUUUGACUUUCUUACAAAAGAGUUAUCUUCCUCUUGAAUAUGAUGAUGCAGUCAUCAUAUAGUCAUCUAUAUAGUGAAGCAGGUAAACUCUUUCCCUUACUUCUCAAAUAUUUAUUUUAUUAUUAUUUAUUCAAUUUCUAUAUCACCCUUCCAAAAAUAGCUCAGAGUGGUUUACACAGAGAAAGAACAAAUACAUAAGAUGGAUCCCUGUCCCCAAAGUGCUCUCAAUCUAAAAAUAAACAUAAGAUAGACACCAGCAACAGUCACUGGAGGUACUGUGCUGGGGGUGGAUAGGGCCAGCUAAAUAAAGAGAAUUUCCAAGUUAAAAGGUGCUUCUUUGCCAAGUUAUCAGGGGUUUGCCAAGCUGCAAAAAGACCAAAUAUGAGUUAUGUCUGGAUGCAGGGCUAAAAGCCUGAUUCUCUGCAGAAAUCAGGCAAGCCUUAUAGCUUACUAAAUUUUAUGCCUCUAUGCACACCAAACAUAAUUGGAGUUUGGGCCAUAAUUAAAAAGGGGCAGAGAUAGGAAGCAGCAAGAAUAGUGAAGAGGGAAAACAGAAAAAGAAACAAAAGUGUGGAAGAUAAUAGAAGAAGAGGAGGUUAGGUAGUUUAAUCAAGCAGCCCGAUUCAUAAACUCAUGAAUCCUUACUACUUUGAUUAACAUUUGCUUAGCCCCAAUGAAGUUAAUAGGCUGGUCCAAGUGUUCUGGUUUAACUUCGUAUAUUGCAUGUAUGUGGAGUCUUUCGGCAUCAGAUUUAUAGCCUUCUGUGUAACUUAGGAAGCUAGUUUACACCCAAGCCAAUAGAUGCAGCAUACAUUAGAGAAGUCUAAUUUCAAAAAAACCUGAUUUAAACUUUUCAGAUCAGGCCAUCAUUUUGCCACACAAUUCCCAGAAAGAAAUAUGCACACCACUUUAGCCAGCUGGAGCUCUGCCAUUUUUCUUUUCAGGGGAGCUUGGAGAAAUCAAUGGCAGCAGCAAGACACUUUUCUUGGUAGUUCCAGCACAGAAUGCAUUUGUUCUUAUGAAUCCUGUUGCUUUGCAAGUACUCCACAUUUUCACCAGAAAUGUUCAACAACUUAUGAAUGAAGAUCAUUUCCUGAUGUUAUGAUUUACAACCUGGAAUAGAAGGAAAUGUAAUAAGUAUGAGUGCAUGGAUGUUAUUAUUUAUUUACAUUUAUUAUUAUAUUUCUAAUCCACCAAAUCAUAAAAUAGCAUGCUGAUUUAUAGUCAAAACUAAUUAACAGUUAAAAGCAGUCAAGAACCAUUAAAAGCAUCCACCAGAAGCCUGGUUGAACAGGUGUGUUUUUAAGGUCUUCUGAAGGUCAUUCGGUUUAAGGUCUGAAGAAUCGUUUGGACAAUGGUCUUUCCUGUGUCACUCUAUGGAUGUGAAAUCUGGACUUUGAAGAAGCAAGAUAGAAAAAGUAUUGAUGAACUUUGGUGCUGGAGAAGACUUUUGAGGAUACCAUGGACAGCCAGGAAAAUAAACAAACAAAUCAAUCCAGAAUUUUCACUUGAGGCACAAAUGACCAAGCUCAACCUAUCAUACUUCAGACACAUUAUGUGAAAACCCAGCUCCCCUGAGUCCCAAAUGUUGGGGAAAGUUGAAGGAAAGAGAAAAGGACGACCAGCAGCAAGGUGGAUGGACUUAAUUAUGAAAGCAAUUUAACAUGUGCAAUUGACAGCACGACUGAGAGACCUUAAAGGCCAAGUUGAAGACAGAUUAUCCUGGAGAGAAUCUAAAUAUGUGGUUGCUAAGAGUCGACACCGACUUGAUAGCACUUAAUCAAUCAAUCAAUCAAUGGUCACCAGAGAUGUUAAGCCUAUUACUCCAGCUGAUACUAUAUUCCAAAGCUCGGGGCAGCUACAGAGAAGACUCAAUCCCAAGUUGCUGCUAGAUGAGCCAGUAGCAACUGCAGGCAGGCCUCCUUAAAUGAACUUAAUGAGCAAUGGUGAUCAUGCAGAAGAAGAUGUUCUCUUAAAUGCUGAAAGAUUAGGAAUGCUUCCUAAUUAAAACCAGGAGCAUAACUAUAAUUAAGCAAAGGAGAUAAAGGAAGCACCCAGAUAGUGAAAGCAUUUGCCAGCUGGAGAGGGCAAGGAGCUGUUGGUACAUUUCUACCUAGCUCAGCCUGCUGAUGCAGAGGUAAUGGCUGCGGCCAGCAUGAGCUAAUGUUCUCAACAGUGGUGACCUCAAUCACCUGUCCUGGGACUGUGACCAACCUUGCUAAGCUCCUGCCCCUGAGGGAGAGGGACCUCCAGCUGGGUGUUAGCUCACUCUUCUGUAGCAAAGAUAAGGGGGGCAAGUGAAGAAGGUGGGGGACCUGGGUACCCAUGGUUACUCCUCAUAGGUCACUAUGGCUUUGGCUUGUUUUAACAGAUGACACUUUGUAUGAGUUAACAGAGUAAAGAUAAAAGGAAGGGUCUCAAGCAGCAGAUGGCUUAUAGCACUGAGAGUUUCAGGGGGUAAUUUGAAAAGUGCUUGGAUAAACGCUGUGGUAGCCAAGGGGAGAAUGUGCAACUGUAAAGGAAUAUGCUCCUUUAAAAAGUUUAUUUACAAUGCCAGCUGUGGAUUGGGUGAGGUUAAAAGCUGCAAUUAGGUGAUGUUCCCUUCCGUUUCCUGUUCCAUACCUGCUAAGACUCCUAACGGCUAACCCAGUGUUCCUCAGCAAAAUAGAGGGGGUGUCAGUAGUGUCCCAGUGCUAUUUCCAGAUGGAACUCAGAGUUGGAAAAACUUAUGCAAACUGCAACGGAGGGAGCGAAGCAGUCGCCCUGGAGGCAGCGUCGGAGCAAAAGGAGGAGCCCGGCUGGGACAGCAGGAGCAGCAGCCGCCUAGCAACAACAGGAGCUUCGGCUCAACUGCACUCGCCCGACUUCCCUCCCUCCUCCUCGUCAGAUCUGGACGAGCCGGGCUCGCCGCGAUCGUCCAAGCGGCGCCGGGCUGAGCCCAGCUGCGCCAAACCUCGGCGGGCCAGGACGGCCUUUACUUACGAGCAGCUGGUGGCUUUGGAGAACAAGUUCAGAGCCACGCGAUACCUGUCGGUGUGCGAGCGCCUCAACCUGGCCCUUUCGCUCAGCCUGACCGAGACGCAGGUCAAAAUCUGGUUCCAGAAUCGAAGGACCAAGUGGAAGAAACAAAACCCCGGGGUUGACGGCACGACACAGCCAGGAAGCAACGCUUUGCCUACGGCAGGAGGCGGAGGCAGCCCUAGUCCACCAGGCCCCAGCGCCCUGGCCUACCAGACUUUCCCCUCUUACGCUCCUGCCAAUGUCCUGUUUCCUGCAGCCGCUCCCCUUCAUCUGGCUGCAGCGGCAGGAGGGGGACCCUUCCCUCCCUUCCUCAACCCCACGUAUUUGGCUCCAUUUUAUACCCCUCACUUAUAAAAGAUCUCAUCCUUGCAGGGCUUCCAGACAUUCUUGUGCAAGGGUGGAGAGGAGCAAAGCCUGUUGUGUAUAAAGAAGGAAAGACCAAGAAACCCUUUUCCAGAACGAGUGUCUUCACUCUGACUUUAAGCGAUCUCCUUUCCUCAGCCUUGUUUAAGAGCAUGCACUCUAACCAAGCAUCCCUGGACCACCACUACCUAGUUAUAGGGUUUUUUGUUUUUUGUUUUGAUUUAUUACUAAUGUGGGUGGGAAAGGAGAAUAUUAAAAUAAUGAUCCACCCACUUUAUUUUUUUGCUCAUAACUUCAUUGAAUCAUUUAAUUUGUGAAAUUCCUUGAAACGAUUGUGACUUUUACUGCAAGAACAUGGAUUUGUUUUCUUUCUCAUUUUUUUAAACAAACUGAGCAAGUAUACAAUAUCUGAUAUUUAUAUGACUGCUGAUAAUAUAGAGAAUGAAAAAAUGACAAA
Messenger RNA from Hemicordylus capensis (graceful crag lizard), 4684 nucleotides. It is a transcript of the gene NKX1-2, whose product is annotated as NK1 homeobox 2. Gene Ontology annotation, cellular component: nucleus. Gene Ontology annotation, biological process: cell differentiation; regulation of transcription by RNA polymerase II. The record is from RefSeq and is a predicted model, not a curated record. Lineage: Eukaryota; Metazoa; Chordata; Lepidosauria; Squamata; Cordylidae. The transcript has 2 exons. Gene Ontology annotation, molecular function: DNA-binding transcription factor activity, RNA polymerase II-specific; RNA polymerase II cis-regulatory region sequence-specific DNA binding. The coding region runs from base 3547 to 4218 and encodes 223 amino acids.